GACAUAUCUCGGCGAGUGGCGUCGGCAAAUUCUCUCUCUCUCUCUAAUGGACUCUCUGGUAGCGAGCUACGCUUCGUCGGACGAAGAAGAAGAACCUCAACAUCGAAGAGAAGCUUUCACCGUGAAAUCAUCAAAACCUUCUUCUUCUUCUUCGUCUCUAUUCUCAGUUAUUCCUCAACCUAAAGAAGCCAGAUCUUCCGAAGAUGGUAAUUUGGGUUCGUCUUCUUCUCGAGUAAAAUCGUCUCCGUUCCUCUCCUCCCUCCCUCCUCCUAAAUCCUCAAUUUCACGGCAACAAGGUCCUACUCCGUCGUCAAUUCCGAAACGUGUCGUUCAGAUCAGGCUUCCCGUAAACCCUAGACCGAGCAAUUUUGAUGAUGAGGAUGACGAAGAAGAAGAGAAAGCGAGGAAGAAGCGUAAGCAGAUGGAAUCUGCCUCCGCAUCUCACGAUUCAUCAGUGAAGUCGUUCUUAUCCGCCAUGCCUGCACCUAAGAAGAGCUCGCAAACACUCGGCGCUCUUCCUUCAUUGGGAUCAGGAUCAGGGCGAAGAUCGAAUCUCGAAACGGAGACACCUGCAGUUGCAAUUCCUCAAACGGAGUCAGGUAGUAGUGAUCAAAACCAGAGUUAUGAAUCGUUUAGCCAUAGUAAUAGCGGAACGGAACAAGCUGGUGGAGUAGAUAACUAUUAUGCUGCUGGUUAUAGUGGAUAUGAAACGAAUCAUAGUGAAAGUGUGGGAUAUGAUGCUAGUAGCUAUGGAGGUAAUACUUGGAACGGUGGUGGUUAUGAGGCUACAACGGGAUUGCCUGAAGCAGUUGUAGCUAUGGAUAGUGGUGCUAGGAGGGGAAGGAGAGGGAGGAAUCAGAUGCCAGAGAUAGUUGAGGUUAAGCAAGAUGAGCUCAUGAAGAAUAGGCCAAGAGCUGAUCAGGUUAAAUCUACUGGAAUCGCCUUUGGACCUGCUUAUCAGCCGGAAACAUCUUCAUCUAAAGGCAAAGUGUCGAAGCUUCACAAGAGGAAACAUCAAAUCACUGCAUUAUUCAUGGACAUGAAGCACAAAGAGACAGAGUUGACAGAGAGACGUUCUAGAGGAUUGCUCACAAAAGCCGAGACACAAGCUAAAUACGGAUGGUGAUUUCUCCCAAUUUGUGAUAUUGGCAACAGAUUUUCUGUAACUCACAGUGUGUAACUUUUUUUCUUUUACUUCUUCCAAAAUCCAAGCUUUGAAUGUGUAUUACUCAUAUUCCUUAAAAUGAAUCCAAUCUCAUGAAAAUAAUUUGACUUUCAA
Molecule: messenger RNA, 1279 nt
Organism: Capsella rubella
Lineage: Eukaryota; Viridiplantae; Streptophyta; Magnoliopsida; Brassicales; Brassicaceae
Exons: 2
Coding region: 47-1126 (359 amino acids)
Cellular component (GO): nucleus
Source: RefSeq, a predicted model, not a curated record